GCAGUUUACCAUUCAAUCAGCUUAAUAAAAAAAUGAUAUCAAACUCCAUUCCAAAUGGUAUCAACGCCAACACAUCAACAGCAACAGCAACAACAAAUCAAAUCGAUAAGAAUCAACCAAACUAUGAUCAACUAUUGCCAGGUGAAGGAAACCUUUGGAGUAGUAUCUUAGAUAGUGUUUCAAACAAUCGAGAAAAGGGCAACUUACCAAGUAAAAAGUUACUUGUUCUAGGUGAUCGGAAUACUGGAAAAUCUACUUUGGUUUCAUAUCUUUCGGCAACAACACCUCCUACAAUUCCUACUAUUGGUGGUAAUUCAACCAUACCAAUUCCAGAACCUAUAACGCGAGAUCCAGAUGACGUUGAUAUUGGUACAAGUUAUACAACAGUAGAUAUUGGAGAUGAUAAUGACGAUGAUGCACUCGCUAGGCUAUCAAUUCAUCAAAUCCCUUCUUGCUCACCACCUUACUCAAGCUUACUUCCACUUAUCUUGAACCCCGAAUCACUCAAAGAGUCAUUGAUCAUGGUCUUAAUUCCCUUCACCCAUCCUCACUCGCUACUGGCUUCAUUGGUCAGGUGGAUGGCUCUCAUUCAAUCAGUGAUUGAAUCAAUCAAACAGAGUACUAAACCACCUGAUAAGGCUCAUGGUACUGGUGACCGAGGCGAGUUUGUAGUGGAGGAGGCUAAAGAGGCAUUAGAGACACAUUAUCGAUCAUAUGUCGAACCAGCCGGACCUCCUCAAUCACCAUCUCCUAACGAGUUUCCAGAAACUGUCAAUGGAAAUAACGCAUCGAUACAUCUCGAAAUCCCAUUACCGCCGGGUACAUUGACUGAAAACCCAGGAGUAGGGGUAGUGGUCGUAUGUACAAAGGCAGAUCAGAUUGAUCAAUUAGAAAAGGAAAAGGACUUCAAGGAAGAACAAUUUGAUUUCAUUCAACAAGUUUUACGUUCAAUUUGUCUACGGUUUGGUGGUGCACUAUUUUUUACGAGUGAGAGGAAACCAGAAACCAUCGGCCGACUGAGGUCAUACGUCCUACAUCGACUUUUCGGUCAACUAGAAUCAACAAGUUCGACAGCGGCCACAGUCACGACCGGAGGUGCUGCAAGUAGUUCUCGAUUAUUUCCAUUCCCUUACAAAGCCAAUGUGAUUGACCGUGAUGAGGUGUUGAUACCGAUGGGUUGGGAUAGUUGGGGAAAGAUCAAGAUCUUGAGAGAUGGUUUUAAUCCGGCAGUUGUGGGUAAUGGAUGGUUAUUGGAUAUCGAAAAGCACCGUCACACGCUCGCUAACCCUGACACAAGUGGUGGAGGAAAUCAACCGAAUGAAACUGAAGAUACAAGUUGGGAUAAUGAAGGUCGUAAGAUUGUUAGUGCUUGUAAAUUAUGGGAAGAUAUGAUUGGAGAACCGGAUGAUGAUAUGCCUUCUUUCGCAUCACAUGAUCGAGUCACAGUUUCACCGGAACAACAUUUUCUGAAAGCCAAGUAUGAACAAAUCAAAAAAGAGCGAGAUCUUGAUCCACGUACACACUUUCAAAUGAGUACUAAAGGUCACUCGGCGCAACAGAGUGCUAAAUUUACUAAUGGUACAUUACUUUCUGAUAAGAACGGAUUGGUACCUGGUUCAUCCUCACUUAGUGUUUUGAGCGCAGAAGAAGAGAUGAACGCUCGACUCAAUAAACUUUCUAUGAGGGAUUCUUCUGGAGUCAGAUCUACAACUCCAGCACUUUCACCAGUAGAACUACUACAUCUACAACAACAACAAGCACAAGCUCAAUCGCCACGAUCACCAAGACCAUCACUUACUAAUCAUGCUUCAUCCAAACUUUCAUCAUCAAAUCUUUCUAGGUCUAAUUCGACUGUCGCAGGUACAGGUGCACCAGCAGAAAAAGAAGUACUUGCAAGUUUCUUUGGUAGAUUACUUGUGAAAGACCCCACCGGUUCUAGUAGAAGUAAUAAUACUACUACUGUAGGAAAUGGAAGUAAAUCUACAAAUAAUAAUAUGCAUUCUAGGAAAAGUAGUCUUAGUUUACAAGAAGGUGGGAGUAGUGAACCUGGUGGUAAUGAUGUUUGAAGAAUGAAAAUUCCAAACCAUGAGACAAUGGAAUUGGAUGGAUGGAUGGAUGGAUGAUGAUGGAUGAUAUGAUGUAGUUAACCUUUUUGUUUCAAUCAAAAAGAAUUAAUUGAAGAAGUUCUACUUUUAGGGUUUCUCAUUUGUUGUUUUGUUUUGUUUUGUUUUAAUUUCAGUAUUUUUUUUUGUUUUAUUUUGGUUUUGUCAUGUCUUGGAGGUUGAUGAAAGUUAUUUUGUUUUUUUUUGAAUUUCUAACAAAAGCUUUUAAAAUUUUAUUG
Melampsora larici-populina 98AG31 is the source of this 2341-nucleotide messenger RNA. RefSeq lists its product as uncharacterized. The transcript has 6 exons. Gene Ontology annotation, biological process: microtubule-based movement; microtubule cytoskeleton organization. Gene Ontology annotation, molecular function: dynein heavy chain binding. Lineage: Eukaryota; Fungi; Basidiomycota; Pucciniomycetes; Pucciniales; Melampsoraceae. The record is from RefSeq and is a predicted model, not a curated record. Gene Ontology annotation, cellular component: centrosome; cytoplasmic dynein complex. The coding region runs from base 33 to 2066 and encodes 677 amino acids.